Molecule: messenger RNA, 262 nt
Organism: Meloidogyne enterolobii
Lineage: Eukaryota; Metazoa; Nematoda; Chromadorea; Rhabditida; Meloidogynidae
Source: the annotation of a GenBank genome assembly
AUGAAGAAUUAUUUCAUCAAAAUGCUUCAACAACAACAACAAGUUCUACAACAAACAAAUUUUUAUUUCAACGCCCUUGAAUCAUUCAUUUCUCCAUUAAAACAACAAUGGGAAAGGAUUCUUGUCUUCUUCUUCAAAUGCUUCAAAUGUCAACAAACCUUCACCAGCCCGAAUGAUGAACAAUCCUUGGGAAUUUGUUGCUGAUGACUCCAGAAACUGCACAAACUCAAUAUGGAACCAGCAAAGGCGGGACAACAUUGUU